This is a messenger RNA of Cladocopium goreaui, 1357 nucleotides long. The record is from the annotation of a GenBank genome assembly. NCBI's taxonomy places the organism in Eukaryota, Dinophyceae, Suessiales, Symbiodiniaceae.
GAUUCCUUCGCAGGAAGCCAUGAGCUGUGGCCUUUGGCCAUGGCUGGCUUUCCUGUUUGCUGUGGGGGCCAAAAGCUCCAGAAUACCUCAGCAGAUUUUUACAUAUUGGGAUACUCCGUCCAUCCCUUUGAGCGUGCAAGUGACCAUCAAUACCUGGCAGCGUCAGAAUCCUUCCUGGCAGAUCCAUGUUGUUUCUGGAGAAAAUUUGGAAGAUUUCCUGAGUUCUGAAUCUCUCAGCUCUAUCCGAAGUCCUGAAUUUAAAGACUUCAUGUCCGUCCUGGGUCCAGCCCACAUGAGUGACGUAAUACGGGUGGAACUGUUGGCUGAGAAGGGUGGCGUAUGGUUGGAUGCCACAGUGGCAGCAACAGAAGGCUUUGACAAAUGGCUAGCGCACGUGGAUGAAAGCAGCGCCUGCUUACACAUGUUCGACCUGGAUUUCCAACUGUUGGAGGCCAAAUCGAUCAAUCUGAGGAACAGCAGCAAUUGGAGGUCGCACUUUUCGGAUGGCCACCUGCUGGUGGAUCCCGCACGAGAACCGGUGCGGAUCCCCGAGAACUGGGGCUUUGCCACGGAAGCCAACUGCCACGCGGUGGCCUUGUGGAGACGGCAGCUCUGGGGACUGAUACGCCAUCCUGGAGGAGUGGAAGGAGUUCUUCAAGAUGCUCCUUCCAUGCAUCCAUCCUACAGGAGAUGGCUGUCGCACCUUGUGACUGGCUCCUAUGCUUUGUGGCUGGCGAUUCCCGAAGCCUCACGGGAGAGCUAUCAUCUGCUUCCAGCAGAGGACUGGGCCUUCAAGCACUUGGAUUACAUGCCGGCGCCCUGGCUGUUAGGCCCCUCAUUGCCACUGGAUUACUUCACGGACUAUUCGGGCGGUGCCAUGUUCGCCUUGGCGCGAGCCAAAGAGGCGGAGCCCGGACCCCCGCAGCUGGGAGCCCUGAUGAAACUCAGGCGCUUUGAUCGCUGCGCGCUGAAUGCCAUUGUGGCAUAUCGCAGCUAUGCAGGUUCCUCUCCUCUGGCCGAAACUUAUGCUCUUCCCAUGGAACCUCGCUGGUGGCCGCCUAGUGUAGGAGAAGCCCUGGCAGCCUUCGAAGCAAACCAUUGUGGGACAUCAGACCGUUUUCUGCUGUUCUUCUUUGCGUCGAUGCGCAUGCUUUGUUCGUGCAUCUUCUUCUGUAACGACCAUCCCUGCUUGAUGGUGGCCAUAUGCGUCACCUCUCUUCGCCUCUGCCGCUUCUACAUCCAAAGUUUGGCGCGGAAGUCGAUCUCCAAAGAGAGAUGACCAACGGGAGCUUCAAAUUGGUGGGAACCAUCCCGCAUUUUAGCAGAAAUAAUAUCACACAUAGAGAUACAAUGAAAA